Molecule: messenger RNA, 402 nt
Organism: Lactuca saligna
Lineage: Eukaryota; Viridiplantae; Streptophyta; Magnoliopsida; Asterales; Asteraceae
Source: the annotation of a GenBank genome assembly
AUGGCUAACUUGAAUUUUUCUGAGAGCCACAAGAUUGUUACAUACUUAUUCGAUCCUCCAGUGGGACAUCAAGAGUUUAGUUCCAUGGUUCAUGGACUUAGAAAUUGCAAACUUUCUCAUGCUUUUCAAUCGAAUCCCAUCAUUUAUCAGGAGUUAGUAAGGCAAUUUUGGGACAAGGCUUCAUUUAAUGAAGGAGAAAAUGGAGAAAUCACAGUGGAAUCCGUUAUCCAAGUAAGAAAGAUUGUGGUGUCUGAACAGAUUAUUCGCAAAGUGCUACUAUUUAAGGACCAGCAAGGAUUUCCAAUUGAAAUUCCUAUGGAUAAGACCGAAGAGAUUCUUCAUAGAAUGGGCUAUGAAGAAGUGUUACCUCCUACAUUAGAGAAGUUGUUGCCACCGUAUUAG